CCCGAUUAUUCCUUACUCCGUGCCGUCGGAGAGGGCUCUCUCUCCACCCACUCGUCCAUCCGAGUGUAGCCAUUCACAGACGGUGUGAUUCGAACUCCAGCCAUUCAUUGGCGCCAUGGCUUCUUCUGCUGCUCGGUCUCAGCCGCAGAUGCCGGUCAGUCAAGGCACAGCGCACUCUGUCAUUGUGUGUUGUGGGUACGUGAUUCACCCGAAUGCUUGCUCGUUUCAUCAGCUGGUGUCCCGCCGUGGCCCUCAGAGUUACGAGGAGGGCACUCGGCUGUGGAUGGUGUCGGCCGUUGAGACGAGGGGCAUGGCGCUGGCCGAGGUGGUUGACAGAAGGCCGACAGAGGGAGGGACGGUGGUGAACUUGAGAGAAGUGGGCGGCAGGGAGCCGUUCCAGAAGGUCGUGCCGCACAAUCAGACCCACACACCACCGUAUCAGCAACAGGUACAAAUGCACAGCGGCAACGUGUCGAGAGGGGAGAGCUUGGUGUGUGUGUGGUCAGGCGUCUGAUGGCGACGGGAGGUUGUUUCGGUGCAUCCAUCGCGCAGGCGGCGCUGUGAGUUCGGGCGAGACCAACACAGAAGCGCAGCCCUCCAAAAGCGUAAGCACACAUACACACACACACACACACACACACACAUACAUGGACCAGCUCGUGCCUGUGUCUGUCUGUCUGACCAGGUGUGUGUUGGUGAUGGCCACAAGCGAGCACGUGUGGCUGCCAGCCCGGCUGCUGCUGCUGCUGGUGCUGUGGAGGACGGCGAUGCAGAGCAGCAACAGCGCAUAGAAACGGUGAGACCGGCCAGAGGGAAUACGCUGAGAAUGGCUGACAGACUCACCCAUCCCUGCCUGCCUCCCUACCUCUCUGUGUGUGUGUGUUGUGCAGAUUUGUUCGUUGGUGAUGGAGUUCCUUCCCCUUCAUGUGCUCAUCCCCCUCUCCCAGCGGCUGGCCAGGAGCACCAAGCAGAUGUGGGCAAAGGCGGCCCCCAGCCACACACGACUCUUCAUCGACUGUGCCACCAAGGGCGACGAGCACUGCUGGCGAUCGCCGACCGAGGGCCGCACCUUUUGGCAGAAGAUCCCUCUCGACCUCGUCAAGCAGAUGGCGGCACGGCUCACCGGCCUCACCCAUAUCACCCUCUGCCACCCUGAGCAUCACCCCAUGUGGUGUGCUGAUGUCUUGGUGACCAUCAUCGAGACCACAGCCACGCCACCCGCCCCCACUCAGCCGCUCCCCAACACCGGCCAGCCCGCCACCCAGAGGCCCUCCGAGGUGCGACAGUCGGCCAGCCGCCUGGAGAUCAUCGCCUUCGAAACGAUGCAGCUGGGUGCGGCGGUGGAGCUGCAGCUGGAGCGGCAGCGUCCCCCUCUCCCUCCUCGCCUCACCGAGUCCCCCAGCCUCUCGUCGCUCACUACCAUCACUGGCCUCCUCGACAACCAUCGUUGCCUGGCCAACAGAGGCUGGCGGAUGCCGACACUUGAGCGCGUGGAGCUUCAGGUGAGGUGGCAUAAUGUGGGCGAGUUGCGCCGCCUCAUCAGCUCGUCACGGUCGCUGCAGCACGUCGGCGGUGAUCUGGUGGACGAGGAGUGGGUCCGUGUGUUUGAGCGCAUGCCUGAGGCAGCUGCUGGGCAGAGAGGGCCACUUGCACGCCUGCAAAGUAUCGGCACCAUCGAGCUGGCCGGCAAUUUCUACCACGGCAACCACAACGUUUUCGAAUAUGCCCGUGCAAAGGUCGACAGACUGCAGGUAAUUCAUCAGUAAUGGUUGACAAGCAAGACAGACCAAGUUUGGAUGUGAUCUCUCACCAAACGUCUAUGCUGUUCGUGUGUGCUAUAGGCUGUGCUCGAAUCGCGUGGCUGCCUUGAAUCGCUGACUCAGCUGGUGGUGUUGAUGAGCCCUCGUCAAUCGGCCACCUCUAUCAGAGUGGACAGUCGUGCCCUUCCCCUCUUGCAUUCCCUUGAGUCGCUGCACAGCUCGUGCUGCCGACCCGGCGCUGAAGUCGUCUUCGAGGCCAUAUAUGUCGACAAUUUCGAUCUCUCGUUGUUCUACAGCGACGACCUUCCCUCCAGCCCCUCCCCCCUCUUCAAGAUGGCCAUCCAGACACUGGUCCGGCAGGCGGCACAGAUCAGCUACAUCAUCAGCCAGCAUGCCCUCACCCACCCCGUCGACGACCCCAGCCAGGCGGCCAUCGACGUCGCCAAGAUACUCACAUUCGGCAGGGCGCGGUACGUGGCGAUCCUCAACGCCGAUGGCUUCGUUCCCCCUCCUGACACCCUUUCACCCCGCCCCACCCCGCCAUCAUCGAACACCUGCAACAGUUCCCAAGGGCCCGAGAGCUGUAUGUCGCCAGUGCUGUGGGCGGCGUUAUGGCCCGGCUGCUGGCAGAGAAGAUGCCGAGCAAGGUGGGGCUCGUGAGGUUUGGGCGAGAUGUGAGCUCGGAGGGCAUGAUCGGCGUGCUGGAGGGGCUGGAACCAGAGAGGGAGGUGCAGACUGUCUUUGUCGGCCGUGGGGAUGAUGCGGUCAGUCUCACUAGGGGCCCAUUUGACGGCUGGCGAUCGGACGGCUUGCCGUCAAUCCACACCAUAGCAAUGUGGUUGUCAGGUAAGCAUGGAGGAAUCUGGCUGGUUCAUCUUUUGUGUGCAUCGUUGCCGUGUGUGUCUGUCUUAUUCCUCAGUCCCCAACAACUUGGAGGCCUCUGGUGCUGCCGAGCGCAUCCGCGACGGCAUCUCAUCCAUUGUGGAUAGCGUGCGAGUGCGAGGCCUGGAGCGUUUAGAGGUGGACGUGCGUGGCAGCGAGCCCGUUUGCGCUGCCAUCCGGCAGCUGCGCAGGGACGUCGGCAUUAGCUUCACCAUCAACACACACAAUAAUUGGGGUUUAUCAGCGGUCGACACUGCUCAGAGUAUUCAUCUGACCGCUGUUCGUCGCUCUUAGAUGGUGAGCAGGGGCAGGCAGAGCAGUGCACCCGUCGGCCUCACGCCAUGUGUGUGCGUGUGUCUUCCAGGCUGUCUGUCGAGUGCACAUCAAGACACCACCGUACGUAGCGUUGGCCCCGACAAUUGUUGGCUGAAUGAAUGGAUGGAUGUUGGCUGGACGGGCGGGGCGGCUGAUGCGGCUCGUCCCACGUACGCCAAGGCACAGUACAGCAACACUCGCGUCGUGGGCUGACUGACACGUAUAUGGAUGGCGUCAAUGUGUGUUCAUGUGGGCUGUGUGGGGAGUGGCCGCCAUGGUGCACAAAGCACAACACAUUGAUGAAUGGAUUAAUGGCGCUAAGGCUGGGGGAGGGAGAUCAGGUGUGGGUGUUGGGGAGAGACGGACUUUUAACGGCCAUCUCAGUGGGUACCAGCUCAGAGACGCAAUGCUGGCCG
Vitrella brassicaformis is the source of this 3373-nucleotide messenger RNA. NCBI's taxonomy places the organism in Eukaryota, Vitrellaceae. The record is from the annotation of a GenBank genome assembly.